UCUCCAGCAGUCAGUCAAAGCCGCGGACAGCCAGCCAGCGUACGGAUUACGGAAUAUACCGCUGAGGACAAUCUCACGAAUUUCUCCCGCCGCCGUGCGUCCAGCCCGCUUACUAAGUGUCAGCAUGUCCAGUGAGGUGCAGCCGAGGCCGGACGACAGCCCCAACACCAGUGGGGGAAGCUCAGAUGCUGAGCAGAGGGAGGCGGCCCCUCCGGAGCAGCCGGGCCCCGAGCAGCGGGACCAGACUCAGCCCAAGAAGAAGGAGGCCAAAAUCUCCAGCAAGACCGCUGCCAAGCUUUCCACCAGCGCCAAGAGGAUCCAGAAAGAGCUCGCAGAGAUAACCUUGGACCCGCCGCCAAAUUGCAGCGCCGGUCCUAAAGGAGACAACAUCUAUGAGUGGAGGUCGACCAUCCUGGGCCCUCCAGGCUCCGUGUACGAGGGAGGAGUGUUUUUCCUGGACAUCGCCUUCACACCAGACUACCCCUUCAAACCACCCAAGGUGACGUUCCGUACGAGGAUCUACCACUGUAACAUCAACAGUCAGGGAGUGAUCUGUCUGGACAUCCUGAAGGACAACUGGAGUCCUGCCCUCACCAUCUCCAAGGUCCUACUGUCCAUCUGCUCCCUGCUCACUGACUGCAACCCUGCUGACCCUCUGGUUGGAAGCAUCGCCACACAGUACCUGACCAACAGAGCCGAGCACGACAGGAUAGCCAAACAGUGGACCAAACGCUACGCAACAUAGACCAGCAUUACUCCUCCAGGACCUGCCCCCCCCCCACAUCCCACAUCCCACCCACCCUAUAUACAUAUAUAUACACACACACACACACAUACACACACCUCCGACACCUCCCCUCCUCUGAAAUCUAUGGAAGCACACCCGCCCCGCCCCCUCCCCCAUCAUCCACCCCCACCCCACCCACACCCCCCACCCCUUGAGAAACGAACUGUUAUUUGUUCCAUGCUGACUUGAAAAGCUUCUUUUUUAUACAAAGAGUCUAUUGGGAUUGUAUUUUCCAAUACACUGAAUGUUGAUAUGGUCAUGAAAAGCUUUAAUACUGUUAUUGUUCUUGUCGAUGUUGUUGUUCUUUAUUGUUAUUGCAUUGUUUAUAACAUUGUCGCCCCACCUUCGUCAUCUUUAUCUUAAAAAAAAAAAAAAAAAAAGCAGCGCGCGUGUGUAUUAUUCCUGUUUCAUGUGAUUUUAUGUAAAAAGAAAAAAGGCAAAAAACAAAACAAAACAAAAAAAAAGGAUCAUACUGAGCGAGCGCAUUUAGUUUUGUUAUUUUGUUUUUUUCUUUCAGUGGUUUUUACAGCUCAUGGUCAAUAUUAGUGCAUGGCAUCAGGAUGUGUGUUCAUGCAGUGUGGACAUGUAGGUAUUAUUUCUGAUAUAUCUGUCCCGGCAGAGUUUCGGCAUGGAGCGAGCCCAUCACCAUGUAUGACGAUAGUGGUAGUUUGCUGUACAUUUAAUGCCUUGUGAGAAUACAUACUCAUUGAAUACUCAAUUAAACA
Scomber scombrus (Atlantic mackerel) is the source of this 1512-nucleotide messenger RNA. RefSeq names its product ubiquitin-conjugating enzyme E2 E2-like. The transcript is spliced from 6 exons. Gene Ontology annotation, cellular component: nucleus. Gene Ontology annotation, biological process: protein polyubiquitination. Gene Ontology annotation, molecular function: ubiquitin conjugating enzyme activity. The coding region runs from base 125 to 745 and encodes 206 amino acids. Lineage: Eukaryota; Metazoa; Chordata; Actinopteri; Scombriformes; Scombridae. The record is from RefSeq and is a predicted model, not a curated record.